UCUGUCCAGGAGAAAUGCUGGAUUUCUAUACUGCAAGUCCUUGUAUGCUCCAGGAACCAUCUCUAACCGCAUGCUUCACUGGACUAACAGAAACGGAUUGGCAAGUUCAUCGGAUCGCGCAAUGUAGGUGAAGCUUUAUUUUUAUUUGGUCUAUUUGAGGAUUUAAGUAAUUUUCCCUCAGUUGCCCACUGUUUUACUCUACACUAAAUCUAAAUAUUUGUUGUGAUCAUGUUACACGAGGAAAGACUGAACGUGGGACUUGACUUGAUUCACCCAGUUGUAUCUUCUCCUCACACCUUUUAUGUAAUAUUUAUAAUAUAGCCUAUUCCUGUGUCAGUUGUUCGUACAUUGUAGCCUAAACUGUUCCCUGUGCAGUCCUGUAUCAUUGCAUAUUUAAUCCAAAGACAAUGUAAACAUAUUUAUUUAGGUCAUGUUGUAUGUAGGCUACCAUCUUUUUUUCAAGAUGUAGUUCGAUGGCAUUGUUCAUGUAUCUUUCUGAAUAUGUAGUUGAUGGCAUAUCUAGUUCAGAUGAACUAAAAUUAUAAUAUUAUUUCAGAUAUAGGGCCUACAUCAAAUUCAAUAUAGAGGCCUGCACAGUCAAAUCAAACUUAAACAAAAAAUUACUCACAACAGCAUUUAUGUAGGCCUACACGUUCACGUUUAUGUUAAAGGUGCAAUCUGCAAUAUUUACUGUUUUUUUUGGUCAUUUCAAUUAAUGAUACCCAUUGAAUCUUGAAGAAAAACUUAUAAAUGCCCGAAAGCGUUUAGUACAAGUGUAUUACACCACUGUAAGUCGCUCUGGAUAAGAGCGUCUGCUAAAUGACUAAAAAUGUAAAUGUAUAUGUAAAUAAGCCAAAAUAUAAGGUUGCUUUUUGAUUUUACUCCGUUGUUUGUAAAUAAUGCCUUUGUAAACAAUGUAUAGCUUCAAAAUAUGUUUCAAACUAUAAUGUUGAUAUAACUGUCAGUCCUUGCAUCCAUAGCUUCAUUGAUAAUUGGAGAGUGGUUACAUUUCUCAAGCCCCAUCCCUCAGCUUUAUAGCAAACCAAGUGACAGGGCUGCCAUUUGGCUGAAAAGGGAAGGACUGAUUGUGCCUUUAUAGCAUGGGAAUAGGGUCAAUAUUGUUGUUAUUUUACCUGUGCACAUUGUUUGCUUUGUUGCAACUGAUGAUUGCAUUAAUUUAGUAUUGGUAAGCCUACCUUCUAGUUUAUGGAAUGAAUUCACCGUUGUGCAAUCAAUCAGUAUACUUACUUGUUAUCCUAAUCAAUAAUACAUGGAUUAUUACUGUGAACCCAUUGAUAAUGAAUUGGCCAUCAAAUCUGCACUCUUAUUUGACUUAUCACACCUCUGUUGUCGCCCUACUACACUCACUGUCCCUCUUCAACUAGUUGUUGACAUUUACAGAUCAGAUUAGGAAGUCAAAUUCCAUUAAGAUACCUUUGGUUUCCUCUAUUUGCUGAUAGAUCUAGCUGUCUCUUUGGAGGUUUUUAUUUAGCCUAACACCAGGGCUUCACAGGACAUUAUGUUCCUUAUAUUUUCUGCGAUAUCAAAGCCAAAGCCUAUUACAAAAUUAGACCUUCUCUGGCAGCGCUCAGUUUGGAGAUGGAGGAGCAUCUCAACCGAAGCCAGUGCUCAGGACGGUCACUGGGUUUCACCGAGGGUUCAUUGGACGGUCACCAACAAGAGGUCAGACAAGACCCAGACUGCUUGGCUUGUCUCCCCCACAGCAAAGUAGUUGUUGGGAAACUCUGCAAGCAAAGCCUAAUAAUAUAUUUACCUCAUUCAUCACUUAGGCUAUUUUAUGAGCACAUUAAUGUUGUAUGCGCCAGCGAUGACUACCAAAUAACUAUAAUUGCUGUUCCUGCUUACAAGUGUAAUAUUAAGGGUGUUUGGAUCUCACUGAGCAAUUGGCCUCAUGGUGAGUAGCCUACUCACAACCACAGAAAUUCCCUCACUACAGAUUGUCUUUACUUUCAGCAUCUAGCCCCAAAAGUCCCCCAAAAGACCUCAGUGAUAGUGUGAUAGCAUUGUGAUAGCAUUGUGAUAGCGUGCAGAGAAAGUGACUUUUCUUUGACAUAGUGUAAGCAGAUCGUGGCAAAACAUUACUCUUUACCAGUUUCUCUCCUAAAUGUGGGUGAGCACCUCCCUCCCCCUCCAAACCACGUAGGCUAGUAUAAGAUUCCACUGCUUCAUCAGUCAGUUGAUCUUCUGGCAUGCUCCACCAUUGUUUUGCAGUGGAGAGAAUACUUGCUAAUGGGUGUGUUCUGUUGUUUGACCCGGCAGGGGUAGGUUCAACUGGAGGCCAUGGGUUCAAGGGGAUGGAUAUAAGGAUUUUCUUUAUUUUUGUCCCCUACAUUUGGCUUUUUUAGUUAUCUGUCACUGGCCCUAUGUGCUUUAAUGGUGGAGGUGAUAAAAAGCCAGCAGGGAUGCUUGUACUGUCGCAGUGGGGGCUCUCUAUAAAACUGAAGCGAUGUCUUAAGAGUGUCUGUUGUCGUCUUUUUCCCAUAAAGUAUGGCAUUGGAAUAGUAUGACUGUAUCUCGCCUCUUCUUCACCCUUGCACUCUCUGGGAAAAGGACGACUCAGAAAUCUUAAAAGAAAAUGUAUAAAAUUGUUUUACCUGAGCAUUAUCUCAGUCAGAUAUGCCUAUCAACACAAGGCCUCAACAUGUCCCCAGGAACACAAGUGGACUUGGCACUGUGGGCUGAUAUGACCUGUGUUUUCAACUCAUCUACAGUACAUUUGUGAAUCCUUUUCCAUAUAAAAAAAAACAAAAAACUGAUUGAAUACUAUGUUGCGUAGUCACUUUGUAGAAUGUUUACUGACCAUAGAAAUAACUGUUGGUCUUCGAAUAAAAGAGGAGGCCCAAGGACAUAUUGCAAUUAGUUUGAUGUUUCAACCGUUUUUCGGGAUCAAAUACUGUUUUACUUCAACACAUUACUGUUUGAAGAACAUUAAGCUACAUAAAUUCGAUGUAUGACUGCGUUUUCAGCAGCUGCAUUGGAGUUUUCUCCCUCUCCCAGCAUUGUCCUAAUAUCACUUUCCUCUCCUCCUCGUCUUCACGGUAGAGAUUUUUGUGAAUUAAAGUGACAGAAAAAUGAUGAAAAUCCAGUCACAUCUUAUGAUAGAAAGACGAUAAGGAAAGGAAGCCAUUUCAGAGUGUAUGCAGUGGAAGCCCUCAUCUCACUCCCAACACUCAGUGCCCGUCUUUCUUCCCAGAGCCUCAUCAUCCCUCUCUCCGUCCCUCUCUCCGUCCCUCUCUCCAUCCUGUGUGUCAGCAGCUGUGGAAACCCAGAGCUCCAGCUCAGAGGACCUGUUCGCCAGUCCUCUCUCACCUCCGCCCCCUCCCCGCACCUACAAACCCUGCUUUGUGUGCCAAGACAAGUCCUCAGGCUACCACUAUGGCGUCAGUGCUUGUGAGGGCUGUAAGGUAAGGGACCAGACUGAUCAUGUACAUAUCGCAAAACCCAUCUGACUGCUCAAACCAUGAAUAAUUCCACUUGUAUUUCUUCAACGGUUUUAACGUAUUCAGCAUUUCUACUUUGGAGUUCAAUCCAAUAUCUAAUUUACCUGUGAUAUGGAUAUGUAAAGCGAGAAACUGCAACAAGCACCACACACACAAUUCCCACUAUUCUCUGGGGUUCUCAAAUGUCCCCCAUCUACCACCCUUUAAUGGUCCAUGGCAGUGAGCUAUAGUGAGUAGGUGUUAACACAAUUGUUAAUGACAGCUACGCCGAUUGGCCCUCCGCUGUAGCUGAAUGCUCGGGCAACUAAGGCUCCACAAAGAGAAGGUAAAUCAUUGAUGGGCAGCACAGCAAACAAGACCAAGAGCGUAGAGGAGACCAUGACUACAGAUUACAUUCUCUCCUCCUCAUCUUUCAGAACAAGAUGAAAGGCAAUGAUCCUAAUUAUAGAUUAAGUGUGAGAUCACAUCUGUGUUAGAGAUGAGAAGUGGCAUUAGUUACAGAGUUGACUCUGUGACUGUUUAAUGCAGGAAGUGAGCAUGGAGCUUAUCUCUCUUAUCACCUUCACAAGCCUGCCUGGAGGGGGACCUCAUAUAAGGAUCUGCAUGAAAGAGAUUUGUCGAUUGUUCGUUUUCUCAACGCGUUGAAAGUGGAAAUGGAAAAAAGUAAAAAUUGCAUUCUUUAGAAAUAUCAGUUGGUGUCUGUUGAUACAUGUAUUGAUCUGACCUGGCAUAUCUAUUUAGAUGUUCAAAUUAAAAAUAUUUUUACUCUAGAAGAAAGGUAGCUUGUAGAUUUUUUGAUUUUUUUUUUUACUCCUGUAGCCCAGAAGUAACCCAAUUUACAGGACAACUAUGUAACGUUACCCAACCUACAGUAUUUAACCCUAAAUAGUAGAUUCAAGGCCACUAGGGACUGUUUGGCUGCCGUGUUUACCCAGAGCAAACACUAGUAUCACUAAAGGGCCUGAAUCUUGGCCCUGAUAAACAGCUCAUGUGUCGGGAUCAGACAGCAUCAGUCAAUACUAUUGACAGACUAUGGACAGGACACCGCUUCAGACACAACACGUGUGGUGUUACCCUGCUACACCCUAUACUAUUGACGUGUUUCACAACAUGAUUCUGGUUGCAUUUGGUCUGUUGUUUUUUCUUUCUAUAAUUUCAUUGUGAUUGUGUGAUAACAGUAAUUCAUUAUAAAUGAAGUAAUUAAAAGUAGUUUCUUUUCUUUGCAUAUGGAAAACACAUGUUGAUGUUAAAUGGAUACUUUGGGAUUUUGGCAAUGAGGCCCUUUAUUUACUUCCCCAGAGUCAGAUUAAAUCGUGGAUACCAUUUUUAUUUCAAAAUUCCGAAGUAUCCCUUUAAUAUCAUAAUUUAAGAAUGAUAUAUGUAUUCAGAUGGUGAUGUAAUAACUACGCCACCUCCAAAGUCAUUAGAGCUCCUUUCAGAUAUCUAUAGAAUGUUAACUUCUGGUUGCUUCUCUAUUUAAAACAUAUUAUUAUCCUUUCCAUUGGUGCCUCCCAGGGUUUCUUCCGUAGAAGUGUCCAGAAGAACAUGGUUUACACGUGCCACCGGGACAAGAACUGCAUCAUCAAUAAGAUCACCAGGAACCGCUGUCAGUACUGCCGGCUACAGAGGUGCUUCGCCGCGGGCAUGUCCAAGGAGUGUAAGUGUCAAUAAUAUUUCAGAAUGUCUCCAUUCAACCACUGAAGAGCAACAUUUGUAAACAUCGCCCAACUCCUCUGUAAUACACCCCAAAACGGCAAAACACUGCUAUACAACAUUCCCAAACGGUCUCAUAAAACUCUUACUCAAAAUACUCAGUGCCUUCAGAAAGUAUUCACACCCCUUGAAUUUUUCCACAUUUUGGUGUGUUACAAAGUGGGAUUAAAAUGGAUUGUGACAAUAUGUAACUUUUUGGGCGACCUGACCAAAUUCACAUAAAAAUGUGUAUUAUAGAUCUAUCAUUCUACUUGAAAGCAAGUCUAAGAAGUGGUAGAUCUGUUCUAUGUGCGCUAUUUCUAUGCUUCCCGUUCUUAAGUUUUUUGUUUGUGCGUCUUUUACUUUCGGUUUUGUACACCAGCUUCAAACAGCUGAACCUAAAAUAUUUUUGAUUAUGGAAAAUAUAUUUCACAGCGGUUUAGAUGGUACAUUGAUUCUCUACACUAUACUAUCUUAUUUUGUCACAUAAACUGAAAGUAAGCGAACUAUUAGAGUUCUAGCAACCAGGAAAUGGCGGAGCGAUUUCUGCAUUGUGCAACUUAAAUUGUGCAACUUAAAAUACUGUGAAAUGUCAAAGUGGAAGAAAUGUUUUACUUUUUUUUACUUAAUGGAAAAUAAAACGCUCUUAUAUUUUGAUUAGAUAAGUAUUCAACACCCUGAGUCAAUACAUGUUAGAGUCACCUUAGUCUUUCUGGGUAAUUUGACUUAAAUCGGCUUGAAAAUCUAUGGCAAGACUUGAAAAUGUCCGUCUAGCAAUGAUCAACAUCCAACUUGACAGAGCUUGAAGAAUUUUAAAAAGAAUAAUAUGCAAAUAUUGUACAAUACAGGUUUGCAAAGCUCUUAGAGACUGUUUUGGAAUAUUUUUUAUUCUGUACAGGUUUCCUUCUUUUCACUCUGUCAUUUAGGUUAGUAUUUUGGAGUAACUACAAUGUUGUUGAUCCAUCCUCAGUUUUCUCCUAUCAGAGCCAUUUAACUCUGUAACUAGUUUAAAAUCCCCAUUAGCCUCAUGGUGAAAUCCCUGAGUGGUUUCCUUCCUCUCCGUGAACUCCGUCAAGGACGCCUGUAUCUUUGCAGUGACUGGGUGUAUUGAUACACCAUCCAAAGUGUAAUGAAUAACUUCAAAGGGAUAUUCAAUCUCUGCUUUUUUUUACCCAUCUACCAAUAGAUGCUCUUCUUUGCAAGGCAUUGGAAAACUUCCCUGGUCUUUGUCGUUGAAUCUGUGCUUGACAUUCACUGCUCAACUAAGGGACCUUACAGAUUAUUGUAUGUAUUGGGUAAAGAGAUGGUGUAGUCAUUCAAAAAUCAUGUUAAACACCAUUAUUGCACACAGAGUUAGUUUUAACUCAACAAAAUGUGGAAAACGUCAAAGGGUGUGAAUACUUUCUGAAAGCACUGUAACUAAAAACCUGUCCGAAAUGUUUUCCAAGAAAACUAAUUCCACCUCUGCUGUCCAACACAUGAAAGCACUUCAAACACCAUUGUCCAGAAGGCCACUGACCCAGAUACAAUCUCUGUUGUGGGUAGGGGGAUGGUGUCAUGGUGAUGGAUGCCUACCAAUGUCAUUCAUCCCUUCUACCCAGCAUGUCAGCAUUACAUAAAUCCAUCAGCACAUGUAUCAGCCUUGUGGCCUUGUGGCUGGUAUGGAACGGCUACUACUACUACCAUUGUCACUGAUUGGUGUGUAAUGCAGCCCAGAGUGAAGUGUUUACACAAUGAUUACAGGAAGUAGGGCAGAGUAGACUAUCCAUUGACUGCACAGAUCAGUCUGAUGCAUGAGACCAGUUGCAUAAGAUGGAUCUCUCCCUGAGAUCUAGCUCAGUAGAAUGAGUGGCCUGUGUUGAAAACCAAUGGUUGAAGUACGUUUACAUGAUUUAUAGAUCAGUUGGAAGGUAACAUUAUUAUUUUUACAUUACUUACACACUCAUUGGUAAAUGUGCAUGGCUUGUUUAGAAAAAUAUGGUAAUUUAACAGACUCUUUACUGUUAACACCUACUAUAUACAGUGAGGGAAAAAAGUAUUUGAUCCCCUGCUGAUUUUGUACGUUUGCCCACUGGCAAAGAAAUGAUCAGUCUAUAAUUUUAAUAGUAGGUUUAUUUGAACAGUGAGAGACAGAAUAACAACAACAAAAUCCAGAACAAUGCUUGUCAAAAAUGUUAUAAAUUGAUUUGCAUUUUAAUGAGGGAAAUAAGUAUUUGACCCCCCUCUCAAUCAGAAAGAUUUCUGGCUCCCAGGUGUCUUUUAUACAGGUAACGAGCUGAGAUUAGGAGCACACUCUUAAAGGGAGUCCUUCAAUUUCUCAGCUUGUUACCUGUAUAAAAGACACCUGUCCACAGAAGCAAUCAAUCAAUGUAUAAAAGACACCUGUCCACAGAAGCAAUCAAUCAAUCAGAUUCCAAACUCUCCACCAUGGCCAAGACCAAAGAGCUCUCCAAGGAUGUCAGGAACAAGAUUGUAGACCUACACAAAGCUGGAAUGGGCUACAAGACCAUUGCCAAGCAGCUUGGUGAGAAGGUGACAACAGUUGGUGCGAUUAUUCGCAAAUGGAAGAAACACAAAAUAACUGUUAAUCUCCCUCGGCCUUGGGCUCCAUGCAAGAUCUCACCUCGUGGAGUUGCAAUGAUCAUGAGAACGGUGAGGAAUCAGCCCAGAACUACACGGGAGAAUCUUGUCAAUGAUCUCAAGGCAGCUGGGACCAUAGUCACCAAGAAAACAAUUGGUAACACACUACGCCGUGAAGGACUGAAAUCCUGCAGCGCCCGCAAGGUCCCCCUGCUCAAGAAAGCACAUAUACAGGCCCGUCUGAAGUUUGCCAAUGAACAUCUGAAUGAUUCAGAGGAGAACUGGGUGAAAGUGUUGUGGUCAGAUGAGACCAAAAUCGAGCUCUUUGGCUUCAACUCAACUCGCCGUGUUUGGAGGAGGAGGAAUGCUGCCGAUGACCCCAAGAACACCAUCCCCACCGUCAAACAUGGAGGUGGAAACAUUAUGCUUUGGGGGUGUUUUUCUGCUAAGGGGACAGGACAACUUCACCGCAUCAAAGGGAGGAUGGAUGGGGCCAUGUACCGUCAAAUCUUGGGUGAGAACCUCCUUCCCUCAGCCAGGGCAUUGAAAAUGGGUCGUGGAUGGGUAUUCCAGCAUGACAAUGACCCAAAACACACGGCCAAGGCAACAAAGGAGUGGCUCAAGAAGAAGCACAUUAAGGUCCUGGAGUGGCCUAUCCAGUCUCCAGACCUUAAUCCCAUAGAAAAUAUGUGGAGGGAGCUGAAGGUUUGAGUUGCCAAAUGUCAGCCUUGAAACCUUAAUGACUUGGAGAAGAUCUGCAAAAAGGAGUGGGACAAAAUCCCUCCUGAGAUGUGUGCAAACCUGGUGGCCAACUACAAGAAACAUCUGACCUCUGUGAUUGCCAACAAGGGUUUUGCCACCAAGUACUAAGUCAUGUUUUGCAGAGGGGUCAAAUACUUAUUUCCCUCAUUAAAAUGCAAAUCAAUUUAUAACAUUUUUGACAUGCGUUUUUCUGGAUUUCUUUGUUAUUAUUCUGUCUCUCACUGUUCAAAUAAACCUACCAUUAAAAUUAUAGACUGAUCAUGUCUUUGUCAGUGGGCAAACGUACAAAAUCAGCAGGGGAUCAAAUACUUUUUUCCCUCACUGUAUUCUGCAGCUGUUGCCCACAAGGGAAAUCACACCAGAAGUAUUGUGUUACAAGCACCAUGAUCUAACCAACUUAGCUAUUGCAACCAAUUCAAUUUCUUUUUUUUUCUUGAGUUAGCUCCGUUCAUAUUUCAUCCUCUCUUCCCAGCUGUCAGGAAUGACCGGAGCAAGAGGAAGGAGAAGAAGGAGACUCCCAAGAUGACCAUCAUGGAGACAUAUGAGCUGACAGCAGAACUGGGCUGUGUAGUGGAGAACAUCUGUAGGGCUCAUAGAGAGACCUUCCCUUCCCUCUGCCAGCUGGGCAAAUACACUACAGUGAGUAACAACCACUGCCAUGUUAGCACCAUAUAUAUAUAUUACAUGUAUCAUGGAUAGUGUUCCAUUUAAUUAUGUGGGUAGCCCUGUCUCUGUUGAGGCUCAGAAACACUAUCCCUGUACCAUAAUCCAUUAAUCUAAAUGGAUCAUACUGGUUGUAUUGUUGAGAUAAUACUCAGAACGAAUUGCUCUUUCUCUCUCCCUUUCUCUCUCUAUUUCUCUUUUCCUUUCUUUCUUUUCUCUCUCUUCCUCCCAUCCCUCUUUCUCUGCCCCCUUCUCUCUCUCUCUCUCUCUCUCUCUCUCUCUCUCUCUCUCUCUCCCACCUAUUCUCUAUCUUUCACCUCUCCUUUACCCUUUCUCCCCCCUCCCCCUCUCUCUCUGUCCAUCUCUCUGUAGAACUCAAGCUCAGACACUAGGAUCCAGUUGGACCUGGGGCUGUGGGAUAAGUUCAGUGAGCUGGCCACCAAAUGUAUCAUCAAGGUUGUGGAGUUUGCCAAACGGGUGCCUGGCUUCACCGGCCUGACCAUAACUGACCAGAUCACCCUCCUCAAAGCAGCCUGUCUGGACAUUCUGGUGAGCGGUGUGUGUGUGUGUGUGUACUGUACGUUUGUGUGUGUAUACUGUAUGUGUGAGGGGAUGUAUGUGUGUGUGUGUGUGUAUGUGUGUGUAUACUGUAUGCGUGAGGGGAUGUGUGUGUGUGUGUGUGUGUGUGUGUGUGUGUACACUGUACGUUUGUGUGUGUAUACUGUAUGCGUGAGGGGAUGUGUAUGUGUGUGUGUGUGUGUGUGUGUGCGUGUGCGUGUGCGUGUGUGUGUGUGUGUCCACAUCAUCAUCUCCAAAGCACAUCUCGCACCUCAUCAACUGGCCCGUGUGGAGUUAGAAGGGUUCACUCACAGUGUGCUGUUUGGUGCAGACACUAUGGAUCUGCCGUUACAUUGUCUCAGCAUACGUUUGUGCUGAAGACAGACACGGUGGUGGUGGGUUCAGACAGAGUGUUACUGCUGAAGACAGACACGGUGGUGGUGGGUUCAGACAGAGUGUUACUGCUGAAGACAGGCACGGUGGUGGUGGGUUCAGACAGAGUGUUACUGUUUUAUUCUCUUUUAUCUCCCCAUCUCUUCUGGUUUUCAUUGUCAACUCUGUCUUUCUCCAGCACCAUCAAAGGUUGGUGGAUUCUCACUAGCUGCACAAUGGUGAUUCACUCACGGCUCUAUUUUCUCUAUGGGAGCUCCUUAAUCUGAAAUCAAAGUGUUAUCAUGUUUAUUUUACAUUACUGAGGUGGUUUCUAAUGAGGUGUGUAGGGUCAAUUACUGUGCAAAAUGUAUGGUGAUUUGUGUCGUUUGUGAAACUUGACUCAGUGCCUUGUUGUGAUGUAGCAUUAUUUAUGCUCUGACGGGUUUUUAAAAUAGUUUUGGAAGUUCUCACUCUUGAUCUGUCUAUCUCUUUCUCAAUAUCUCUCUCUCCCUCUAUCUCUUUUUUCUUAUGCAGACUCUUUCAUUUACGUUGAUGUUUUACCUCUAUACUUCUCUUUCUCUCUCUCUUUCUCUCUCGUUUUCUCUUUGCCUGAACUGUCUUUCAUGUCUUUUAAUUUCCAUCCCCCUCUUCUUGAACCUGCAUCUCACCAUUGCCUUUUUCUAUACUGAGCCACCCCUUAUGUCCCCUCUGUCUCCCUGUAGAUUCUGCGGAUCUGUACGAGGUACACACCUGACCAGGACACUAUGACCUUCUCAGACGGGCUGACCCUGACCCGUACACAGAUCCACAACGCUGGCUUUGGCCCACUCACAGACCAGGUGUUCACCUUCGCCGGCCAGCUGCUGCCCUUGGAGAUGGAUGACACAGAAAGUGGCCUCCUCAGUGCCAUCUGCCUGGUGUCUGGAGGUACUGCAACUAGCCAUAGCUUCAGUUCGGGCAGAAUGUUUUAUAUGGAACAUGAACUAUCUUUUUUUUUGUUUUAUGAAUGGAUGUACUUUUAGUACAUUUAUUUACAAAUAUUUACUCCAUUAAAUUAACCUUGUUGUCGUUUUUGUGUGUAGAAGUUUCCGUGGGUGUAGUUAAAUAAUACAUAUAGCCCAUGUAGAGGAGUCACACAAACAAAAUAGAUAUAUGAGCUGUAUUAGCUGUAGAUGAAUUAUGUGUAGGUCUCACACUGACAGUGUCUCUCCUGUGUCAGAUCGGCAGGAUCUGGAGGAGCCGUCUAAGGUGGAAGUCCUGCAGGAGCCCUUACUGGAGGCCUUGAAGAUCUACUCCCGUAAACGCCGGCCCAGCAUGCCCCUCAUGUUCCCUAAGGUCCUCAUGAAGAUCACUGACCUGCGCAGCAUCAGCGCCAAAGGUUAGAGGUCAACUCCCUAUCGGCCAUGACACUUACUUUGACCUUAACUACAAACCUCUAACCAACAGGCUUCAUGGCUUGGCAUCAUGACUGUUAUAACCUGGUGUUUAUGGCAUAUUGUGUUUUUACAACACCAGUGCACAUCCAACCACAUCCAAGGAUGUAAUAAUAAUAAUAAUAAUAAUAAUAAAAAUAAAAAAAUUAUAAAAAAAUUAAUUUAUAUAUAUAUAUAUAUAUAUAUAUAUAAAACAAAUGAAAAUUAAAAACACUAAAAAAAAAAAACUAAAAAAAAACAAUAUAUAUAUAUAUAUUUUUUUUUACAUUUGAAAGAAAUUCCACAAAAAUAAAAUAAAAAUAAAAAUAAUUGGAAAGUGGUUGUCCCACUGGCUAUCAUAAGGUGAAUGCACCAAUUUGUAAGUCGCUCUGGAUAAGAGCGUCUGCUAAAUGACGUAAAUGUAAAUGUAAAUGUAAGACAUGCUGGGUGGAGGUGGGUUAAAUAGGAGAAAAUAAAGGAAAUCUGCCUCUGAUUAGAGUGAUAUAGUUAAGAGACACUUCUACUACUCUAGAAAGUCUAAUUGACAUUUUCUCUUCUAAUUCCACAGGAGCUGAACGUGUGGUGACGUUGAAGAUGGAGAUCCCAGGUUCCAUGCCUCCUCUGAUCCAGGAGAUGCUGGAGGAGAUGGAGAACCUGGAGAAGCAGAAGCAGUCUGAGGAGGAGCAGAGAGCAGACAAGAACAUCACCCACACCAUGUCCACACAGUAAAUAGACACUGGCCUGUUUGCCUGAAAACCUUACAAGAAAAAUAUACCUCCAAUGGGAUGUCCCAGAAAGGAAAUUAUGAGGAUGGUCAAAUGUGAACAAUACCAGUGAACAGUGUAUUCAGGGUUGAAUAUGUAAAGGGAAUUGUAAAUAGAAUCAUGUUACAGUACUUAGUUACUCAUAACUGGAUGUGACUGGAGAUAUAACAGGACUAGCCUGUGUGUUGGACAGUAUCAUAAGGUGCUCAGAAGGUGGUUUAAAUACAUACAGUGCAUUGCAGUACUAGAGAGUAGCUUAACGUAUUAACCUCACACAGAGCCUUUCUAUACGGAUGGGAGUGGAGAUUCAUGUGAAUUGUGAAUAGACAUUCCAUUGUGGUGCAACACAGGGGCAAAGCAUGACAAUUUGCAUUAUAUGUAUUCAGUUUAACUCUCGAAAAGGAUGCAUUUUUCGGAGGUCAUUACUGGGUGUGUGUAGGUCACAAAUGUAUGAGAUUUUAAAACAGCAGAACUGGGCUGUUUCCAUUAUUUCAAGUCUUGCAUGAUUGGCUUUGUUAAGUAAGUGCUAUUACUCUCAUCAUGUCAACAUAUAUUCUACAUACCAUUGUAUGGCUAUGUUUCUCUCUAUGAUGAAUGUCAUGGUGCAUUUUUGUGAUAUUGAUUAUGAUCAUAUUUCAGAUAGUUAUUGGUC
This is a messenger RNA of Coregonus sp. 'balchen', 12916 nucleotides long. Lineage: Eukaryota; Metazoa; Chordata; Actinopteri; Salmoniformes; Salmonidae. The record is from the annotation of a GenBank genome assembly.